AUGCUGCGCCUCCGGAGUAGCUUCCUCUCUCUGGUCCGAGCCGCCUCCCCGCUACCCUCCCCCCCCACCCACCCCUGCGCGUGGCGCUUCCUCUCCACCCACCCCGCGCCCUUCUCCCUCGAGGGCUACCUCGUCACCGCCUGCGGCCUCACUCCCGCUGAAGCCCGCAAGGCGUCCAAGAAGGCGUCCCACGAUUUAUCCAGGGAAACACCGAAUAAGCUCCCCUACUCCCCACGCCUCAACUCCGCCUCCAACCCUGAUGCCAUCCUCGCCCUGCUCUCCGGCGUCGGCCUCUCCCGCGCCGACAUUGCCGCCGUCGUCUCCGCAGACCCGCUGCUCCUCCGCGCUUCGGUGAAGAACAUCGGCCCCCGCCUUCUUGCUCUCCGCGACCGCGUCGGUCUUUCCACCACCCAAAUCGCUCGCUUCCUCCUGGUCGACUCACGUGCUCUCCGCUGCUGCGACGUCGUACCUAGGCUCGAGUUUUUCAUCUCCUUCUACGGUUCGUUAGAGAAGGUCCUGGAAGCCUCAAAAAGGAACCGGAUCCUCCUCAUCGCGAGCCUUGAGAGGUCAAUCAAGCCCAACAUAGCUUUGUUUCGUCAGUGGGGUGUUCGAGAUGUUGCCCAGCUGUGUUCAAACUUCCCGCGGGUGCUUACCUACAACCCGCAACGCGUCAAAGAGUUUCUGGCACGGGCGGAACAACUUGUGCCUCCCACUUCAGGGCUGUUCGGGCAAGCAGUGUCUGUCAUUGCCUGUGUGUCCGAAGAGAAGCUUGCUGCCAAGCUUGAGUUCUUUAAGAGGACUCUUGGUUGUUCGGAGUCUGAGGUUUCCACUGCAGUGUCCAAGACUCCAGCUAUAAUAGCAUUAUCUGACGAGAUUCUUCUUCGCAAGAUUGAGUUCCUUGUCAACGAAGCUGCAAUGGAGCCACGGUACAUUGUGGAAAGACCUGUCCUGCUCACAUACAGCCUGGAGAAGAGGCUAGUACCGCGGCAUAAUGUCCUGACGGUCCUGAAGGAAAAGAGGUUGCUGAGUAGCAAUACAAAUUUUUUCAGAAUAAUUAAAUUAGGAGAGGAGACUUUCAAAUCAAAGUUCAUCGACUGUCACGAGGACUCUGUUCCCGGCCUUGCAGAUGCUUAUGCUGCGGCUCAUGCUGGUAUUGUGCCCUCUAAAGUCAUGGGCCGCAAUUCAAGAAGGAUGGGAGAUUCCACGCACGCACGGACACACCCAUUCGGCCAUUCUCCUCCUCCUCCUCCUCCUCACGCGGCGAGCCAACGGCGUAACCGCCCCUCCGCCGCCGCCGCCGCCGCCGCCAUGCUGCUGCGCCUCCGAAAUCGCCUCCUCCCUCUGCUCCGCGCCGCGUCACCGCUUCCCUCCCCCAUCCACACCGGCGCGUGCCGCCUCAUCUCCACCUCCAAGGCCACCUCCCGCGUGCCCUUCUCCCUCGAGGGCUACCUCGUCACCGCCUGCGGCCUCGCUCCCGCCCAAGCUCGCGAGGUGUCCAAGAAGGCCUCCCACGAUUUAUCCAAGGAAUCUCGUAGAACACCGGAUAAGCUUUCCUACUCCCGCCUCAACUCCGCCUCCAACCCUGAUUCCAUCCUCGCCCUGCUCUCCGGGGCCGGCCUCUCCCGCGCCGACAUCGCCGCCGUAGUCUCCGCGGACCCGUUGCUCCUUCGUGCUUCGGUGAAGAACAUCGCCCCCCGCCUUCUUGCCCUCCGUGACCGCGUCGGUCUGUCCACUCCCCAGAUUGCUAGCUUCCUCCUGAUCGACUCACAUGCUCUCCGCAGCUGCGAUGUCGUUCCCAGGCUCGAGUUCUUCAUCUCCUUCUAUGGUUCGUUUGAGAAGGUCCUCGUGGCCGCCAAGAGGAACGGGAACCUCCUCGUCUCGAGCAUUGACAAUUUAAUCAAGCCUAACAUCGCGUUGUUUCGUCAGUGGGGUGUUCGAGAUAUUGCCCAGCUGUGUUUGACCGUCCCGCGGUUGCUCACCUACAACCUGGAACGCUUGAAAGAGUGUCUGCCACGGGCGGAACAACUUGGGGUGCCUCCCACUUCGGGGCGGUUCGGGCACGCAGUUGCAAUAGUCUCCUGUAUGUCCGAAGAGAAGCUUGCUGCCAAGCUUGAGUUCUUUAAGAGGACUCUUGGUUGUUCAGAGUGUGAUGUUUCCACUGCAGUAUCCAAGACGCCAGGUAUAAUAGCAUUAUCUGACGAGAUUCUUCUUCGCAAGAUUGAGUUCCUUUGCAACGAGGCUGCCAUGGAGCCACGGUACAUUGUGGAAAAGUCUGUACUGCUCACCUACAGCCUGGAGAAGAGGUUAGUGCCGCGGCAUCAUGUGAUGAAGGCCUUGCAGGAAAAGGGAUUGCUAAAUAGUAAUACAAACCUUUUACAAUUAGUUCUUUGUAGAGAAGAGGCUUUCAAAUCGAACUUCAUCGACCGUCACAAGAACUCUGUUCCUGGCCUUGCAGAUGCUUAUGCUGCAGCUCGUGCUGGUAUUGUGCCCUCUAGAGUUUAAGUUUAGCAUCUCAUUUUGUGUUGUAGGCACUUGGUAGACGGUGGGAAUGCAACUUAUGCUUAUUAGCAGCUAUCCAACUGAUGUUUCACUUAGCUCACACUUUUCCCCUGCUGAUGUUUACGUUGUACUGGGAAAGCAUCUCAUUUUGUUUUUGUACUGUGAAUAGGUCUUUGUUGUCUGGAGGGCUGAACUUAUUAAGCUAAUACUGUCAAAUUCCAAUUAGCUUUUCAUUUUAUCUAACCAGUUUAUUUAUUGAUAUGUUUCAUUCCAA
This is a messenger RNA of Sorghum bicolor (sorghum), 2773 nucleotides long. RefSeq lists its product as uncharacterized. Gene Ontology annotation, molecular function: double-stranded DNA binding. Lineage: Eukaryota; Viridiplantae; Streptophyta; Magnoliopsida; Poales; Poaceae. The coding region runs from base 1 to 2502 and encodes 833 amino acids. The transcript is spliced from 2 exons. The record is from RefSeq and is a predicted model, not a curated record. Gene Ontology annotation, biological process: chloroplast organization; regulation of DNA-templated transcription. Gene Ontology annotation, cellular component: chloroplast.